CGAUUGGUCAAGACGUGGAAGAAGAACAGAAACCUUUAAUUUUAGCCACAGUAAAUAGUCAAGAAAUAGGACCAAUUAGAAUUAUUCCUUCACCAAUAGUCCUUGAUGAAUUGUCCUCCACGGCUAGUGAGUUAAAACUGUGUUAUAAUAUUUAUUACAUAAUAUUUAUAAAAUAACAUUAUGACUAUGUUUUUCGAAAUAAAAUAAAAUAUUAGAACAUUUGUCCAAUUAUGAUCAUAAACGAACACAAAUAUACAAUGGAGAGACUAACCAAACCAUAUCAUUUACUUAUUUUAUGUGAACGAAUAGUGAGUUAAAACAUAAACUGGGGAUAGAAGAAUUAAAAUAAAAGAAUUUAUCAUAAAAAAAUAUUAAAUCAGAUUAUUUUUGUACAUUAUUGUCUAUGGUAUAUAAAAUGAAUGUGAGUUCUGUGUUAGAAUCACAAAAAAUAAACCAAAAAUAAAUUUUGUAUGAUAAUCUAUUUUUCCCUAUAUUAUGUACAUACAAAAAUGUGUUUUCGAAUAUUAUUUAGCAUCUCCGAAAAGUAUUUAUUUAUUGGAUUUAUCCGGUUAUUAUCUUAAAAUACAUAAAGAAAUUAUCUAGUUACUUUUAAUUUCACUGAGUGUACUAUUGUAUUAUCCUUGUACUAAUAACUCUGUCAAUAUUUAUUUUAUAUUUUUAAGCUAUGACUGAAAAAAUAUUGAUCGGAUAUCAAUGUAUGUUACAAUAGAAUGUUAAGAAUAAUAUCUUUUAAAAAAUGAAUAUUUUGAAAAGUGAUAAAAUAAAAAAAAAAAAUGUCUAGUGAUGAAUGAACGAAAAUAAAAAUUUAACUAUUUUCCGUGUAUGAAUCCCUCCUCUCCCCACUCUCUUGGCAUAAAACCUGAUUGAAAGAAAAACCAAUAGUGUCAGAACUAUCAGCGAAAGGAUAUCACUGCAGAAUAAUCUUUAAAGUUCUUAUUGUUAAAUAAAAACAUGUAUCAAUUAGAAACUGAAUAAAGGCUCCUUUAAAAGUAACAAUUGAUAUUAAACAAAAGUGAUAUUUCUUCUCGAGGACUGGAGGGUUGGAAGUUCAAAUCUUUUGAAGGGAAAUCAUCAAUAAUAGUUCUUUUUAUGUAAACAUAUUUUAACCAAGUUACUUACGUGACUUUGUAUAGGUAUUUAAAAUACAGUGGAAACAUGGAAAUGUUUAGGGAAAAUAGACAAUAAUUCAUUAGUGGACAAUUUAAAUGAACAGUAUUUAUUAAUAGAUGCUUUAGAACAUAUCAUUUUACAUCAUUUGGUUUUAAAAGAAACCAACAACAUAAAAUAAUUUUCAUGUAAUUUGUAUGUUAAGUUAAAUAUGUAUUAUUGAUUGAUAAUGUUAAUUUUAUAAAAGAUAAAAUAUUUUAAUUUUUAGCGAUUGAUCAAGACGUGCACGAAGAACAGACACACUCAACUUCAGCCACAGUAAAUAGUAAAGACAUGGAACCAAUUAGAGUUAUUUCUUUACUAAAGGUCCGUGAUGACUUGUUCUCAACAGCUAGUAAGUUAAAACUGUGUUAUUAUAUUGUAUAUUGUAUUAUUAUAUUUAUUACAUAAUAUUUAUAAAAUAACAUUAUGACUAUGUUUUUUGAAAUAAAAUAAAAUAUUAGAACAUUUGUCCAAUUAUGAUCAUUAACGAACNAUAAUAUAUAUUUGUUUUUGUUUUUUUUUUUUUAAUGUACGUUAUAAGAGUAAAAAUUGUAUUACAAAUGGUAAUAAAAAAUGUUAUGAAAUAAAAUAUCAGUAUGAAGUUACGAGUUCAAGGGCUACUCUUGUAGGCUCAAAUCAACAAAUAGUUAACAAAGGAGUACCCAUAAACGGUACAUAUUGUUUAAUAGACACAGUGUAUCAAAAAAAUUAUUUAAAAACAUUCAAAGAGUUUGGAGCCAAAGCAAUAAGAUCACAACAAAUUCUUAAUGAUAUGACAACAAUACCAAAAUUAUUCACACUUUUUAAAUGUAUGGAUAAAUCAUGUACAGACGUUUUCUCGGAUAAAGUAAUGUUUGAAUUACAUAUACAAUCACAUUUUUCAAAUAUGGGUAAAAAUAAAAGUAACUAAUAUUUUACUUGUUAUUGUCUUUAAAUUUGAGUAUAAAUGGUGAUCUUUGUUAAUGAUGUGUGUUUUAGAGAAUCAAAUAAAUAAUUCUGAACAGUUCAAACAUUGUGUAUAUUGCUUUAAACAAUUUGAUGAUGGAGAAUCUUUGGCUACUCAUAUUUUAAAAAACUAUUCUUUCUGUAAAUAUUUUUGUCCAUUUUGUUUUUAUCGUGCAUAUACACCUCUUCAUGUACUGUUUCAUCAGGUAAAUAUUAUUUUCAUUUUUAAUUGUAAUUAUGUAUUAUAAGUGUAUUAUUAAAAUUACUAUUAUUAAAAUUUUGAUUUAGAAUUUAUUUCAUAAUACAAAAAAUUCAAAAGUAAUACAACUGGAGAAUGAUAAUUCGGAAGAAAUAUUAAUGGCAGUUGACUAUAAUGAUUUUAUUAUGCCAUAUAAGUGUAAUGUCGGUAUGUUGAUCUUUAUUUUUAAUCUAAGAGAAACAAUGUCUGCAUGUUUUUAUCUGUUGUUAUUUUCCUUUAAAGUUAUUCAUGAUUUAUGUUAAAAUAAUAGACUCAAGCUUCAUAAAUCAUCAGACAUGGUUCAUAACAAUAUUGUAAAUUCAGUUUAAGUCAUAAUGGCUUAAAACUUUUCAGAACUGAUAAUUGGCUAUAGGUUCUUGUGUUACUGAGAGGUAACACUAGAGUUUGAUAGGUAAUUUUUCGGGGUGGAAUAAAAUGCUUUCGAUUCGGACUGUUUCUUAAUGCUCCUAUUGAUAUACGGAUUUCCUUAUUAUAUGUAGGAUAUAAUAUUUUAAGUAGAUUUUCUUAGCUGUGCUAUAAAUAAUUUACCCAUAAUUUAUUUGUGACAUUUUCAAGGUUUUAUUUAUGUUUAGAAGUCGUUUUAUAUCAGGCCACCUCCCAAAGUGUGAUGGUACAGUAUUUUCAUUAUGUUAUUUUUUAUUAUACAUAAACUUUUAUGUAUAAGAGAUGAUGAGUCCAUUUUAAUUGGUUGUAAAAGAUCAUUCCCUUAUAUUUUUUAUAAUAAUUUUUAAUAAUAAUUUUUUUGAGGGCUCUUUGGUCAUCAAUGGAUUUGGUUUUUUUAAAUCUGUUUAAAUAUUUUCUUCAGGCUCUGAUUGCCAUAUUACAUUUCUUGUUUUACUAUAGGACUGUUCUCUUUUUGAUAUUUAUUUACCAAUAGUCGAAUUGGCAGUAUCUAAUAUCUUGUUAGAAAAUUUGUUGAUCAUUGAAUUUCUUUCGGUUUGGUUAAUUGCAUUUUUAAGAAUAACUUGGUGGUCAAUAAAUUCUUAUUGUAUAGUAUUUUGGUAAAGUUCCCAACUGGGGUUAUUUAAAUUCCAACGGUGGAGUGGAGAUAUUGGAGGUGUUUGUCCAAAAGUAUUUAUGGAAAUGGUUUAAUGGUCACCGUUGUUAUAUUCAUUAAGUACUUUCUAUUCGGUUUUGGGUCAAAUGUGCUAUUUGGUAUUGUGGGGUCAAUAGCUGAAAGGGAAUUUUGAGUUGCAUUAUGACGAGUUUAUUCUCCAGUAUUUAGUAAUAUUAGUUGUACGUUUUCUAUAUGUUUGUCCAUAGUUUUUCUUUUUGAUCCUUGUAAUGCGAUCCCCAAAUUUAGUUACGAAUGCUAAAAUCGGCGAGAAAAAAGAAAAUAUUUAGGUAAUUGUUUGAUUAUAUCUUUGAUAUCAUUUAGUGAUAUUAUGGUACUGCCUGGUAGGUAAAUAUUGAGAGUAUAUAUUUGAGUUUUGGAGUGUAUAGAGGUAGCUAUAACUUCUAGUGAAGAUUGAGUAUGAAUUUCCGUGUUUUUAAUGAGAUUAUUGACAUACUUGUCUACUUGGCGAUUUUUGAAAAAUCUAUUGUGUCCUUUUAAGGAAAAGCUAGUGAAGGAUCUUAAUUUAUUCUCUAGGAAACAGAAGGCGAUAAAAUGGAUAAGAACUAUAGUUCGGCAGAUUUCGGUAUUGUGCUUUUGUAGGCCAUUUAUAUUCCAUUGGAUAAUAGAGUCCACGAUUAAAUUUUUAAUAAGUGCGAGUAGUAUGAAAAAAGUUUUGAGUGUGUAUGUUUCAUUAAGACACGUUUGGUAUGGAUUUGGGUUGUACUUUUUUGAGAGGUUGGGUUUGUAAAAUCAAAGCUAAUAGCAUUGUGACUCGUGGUUUAAUUGAUCUUUCCUUUAUUUUGAGUCGGAUUUGAUCAAUCAGGUCCAUUAGAGCUGGUAUGAUUCUAUUAGCAUUUUCGUUCCUCACGUGAAUAUUUACUACUUAACAAUUGAAAUUAUCCAAUGUAUAUUUAAAUUGGAGGUAUUUGAUUGGAAGGGGUCCUUUAAUGGUGAAAUAUUCAAUGAAUGGUUUUAGUCCUUCAUCCAAUUUUGUAUCUAGAUUGUUAAUUGUUGUUAGAUUGACGAAUUUUAUCGAGAUAGUAUUUUAGGUUUCUUGGUAGUUUUUUCAUUUUUAAUGAUAGUGGUAGAUAAAAAAAAAUUCUUUGGGGAGUUCGGAGGUUUGGAUGUCAUACACGAGUCUUUUAUAUGUUUCAUUUGGUGUACUCGAAAGUACUUCCUCGAGAUAAUUUUGGGUUUAAAAAAAAUUUCUGUUUCUUCAGUCCAAUCAGUUUCAAUUUGAUCAAGCUACAUAUAUGGCUUUGAGCUAAGGGAGGGGGAGGGGAUAUUUCCUUUGUAGUGGCAUCGGGUUUUUUUUGAUUUGUUUUUGUUUGGUAGGGGAUUUUUUUCCCGAUUUAAUAUGAAUUAAUAAUAAUAAUAAUCUUCCAGUCUUCGAUAUACAUCCUGUGUACAUUUUGCUAAUAUAUGAGUUAUAAUAAUAAUAAAAAUCAAGGACCUGAAAACCAAAAUUGACUAGUUUAAUGAAUGAUACUGUUACAUGAUAAUAAUUAGCGUGUUGUGUAAAUAGCCUUAAUAAAUAUUUGCCAUAUCCAGUCAACAGUUUGCCAAUAGAUGGACAUAAAAGUUAUCAAUUUCUAAUAUUUCGGACCAUGGAUGUUUGGCUAUUUGAGAAAAGUGCCUAUUGUGUACAUCAAUGUUAGGAAUUUUAAUUUAAUAUAAUGAUAGUUUUCUAUAAAAUAUUAACUAGUUGUAAGUAUAAUUUUUGUUUUCUGUGAUUCUGUCACUAUAGUUAUUUUAAUUACUAUAUAAUAUUGUUGUUACGAAUUAUAUUAUAUUUUUAUUAAAUUAUUUUAGGAUUAUGUACUUUCUCAUGUUAUGUCCCUAAUGAUUUCAUACAUCAUUUAAACAAGAAGCAUCCACAAUGUGAUAAACUCUGUUGUCACAUUUGUGGUUAUCAAGAUUAUAGUAAAGGAUUAAUUGCAUACAAUCCAAGUUUAUUAAUAGAAGUAAAUGCACAAAUUUUGUAAUUAAUUUUAUAAGUUAUUUGAUAUAAAAAUUAAAUUUUUUUACAGCUAUUGUUCUAAGGUUGUAAAUCUUAAAUAUAUUUCAGUGUAACUAUUUAGAAAUAUAUAUUAGUUUAACAUAUAUGUUCUUCUAAUGACUGUAAUAUUUACAUUUUAUAUCCAUAUAGGUUUUUUUAAACUAAUUAUUCUACUUUUUGAUAACAUGUCAGACUUAAAUAAUUCUGUAUACCAAACAAGGAUUCACAAACUUAAAAAUAAUUUUGAAUGGAGUUUAUGAAACAACUUACCUAUUGUGGCAAGAACCUUCCAUAAAUUAAAAUUAAACAUAAACUUCAUGCCUUUGUAAACAAAGGCAUGAACAAAGGCAUUUCACUAAUGUAAACAUUAGUGAAAAUGGCUAUAUAUAAAAUUAAUAAAUCAUUUACCCUAUCAAAUAAAUAUCUCUAUUUUUCAGCACUUCAAAGACCACCAUUUAAACAUGUACCAGUGUAUUUUCUGUUUGUUUGGUACUGAAACUAUGGAUUCAAUGAUCUCUCAUUUAGCCAUGGAACAUUUUGAAUAUGACUCAUUAUGUUUGGAGCGUUCUGUGAAGUCUGGCAGUUGUGUAUGAAUAAUUAAAUUUUUUAUAAUUUAUCCUUUUAUGUAAUUAUUUAUCAUAACUGUUAUAGGAUUCUUCAAAGGUUGGAAAUUUAAACAUUAUAAGAAUGGAAGCACUUUUAUACAAUGAUUUGUUAAAAAUGGUGAAUUUGCCUUCUGGCAUGAUUUCAUUGUCUGAAAAUCUUACCGAAAGAACUCAUAUAAAACAAUCAAAUAAUGCAAUUACAAAAUCUAAAAAUAGUGCCAAUAUUGAGGGAAAUAAACAAUCAUCUCCAGCAGAAGUACUACAAGCUAGUGAAAAAGUGAUGGAAAUGAGUAACUCGAUUGAACUAGUUAAUUACAAUCAAAUGAAUAUACUAAAAGAUAAUCAAAAUCAUCUACAAAAAAAAGUAACAAAUGUAGGUAUAAGUUAUGAUAUCUGUAAUAAUUUCUUUAAUAUUUACAGUUGUAAAAAAUGUGUGUAUAUUAGUUAACCAUUUUUUUAAUUCUGAUAAAAAUUAGGAAAUUGUUGACCCACAGGAAUCUGCGAAAUUACAAACUGUUGCUGAAAAUAAAAAUAUGAUAUCAUUUUCUCCCGAUACUAUUGACAAUAUACCAAUGACGGAAUUUUUCCCAAGUGUUAUGGGAUGUUCACUGUGUCCAAAUUAUACUACAAGAGUGCGGUCUAUUUUAAUUCGCCAUUUGAAAGCUCACCAAAGAAAUCGAGGUAAUACAACUAAGGUGAUUGUGAAUCCAGUAACAUCUAUUGGAAAGUCAGGACAUAUGUUUGAAAAAACGACUACUCAAUCCGCCAGUUCAGUUAAAAGGAUCAAUACGGAAAAGGUAAUAGACUUAUUGGGAACUUAGUUUUUCUAUCGAUUUAUAAAAAUAUAUAUAUAUAUAUAUAUAAAAAGAAAUAAAAAUAUAAAAAAACGAUACUUAACUUAAAGUUAAAUGAUUUUGUUUAGGUUGAACAAGCUGAGGUACAACAACAUCCCUUAGCUUUAAAAUUGAAUAAACAAAACGCAAAAGAGAAUGUUAUUGUCGAUGGAAGUUCAAUAGAUAUUAAAAAGAAAUCUAUGGUUAAAACAGUAAGUUUUCCUUUCAAAUAUUAUGGCAUAUUUCAUUCCUUAAGACAACACUUCUACCAGCAAUUUCGAUCAAAAUUAUAAGGUUAGAAAUCAUAUAAAAAAUAAUUUUCACUGAGGAGGUACAUUUGAGCACCGAUUUGUAGAUCUUUUAAUAGUUUUCCUAGCAAGUAUUGAAAAUAUGGAUAUUACAUAGAAAAUGAGGAGAAUAUGAAGGAAAUAUCAGAAAGUUGGUAUAUGAAUCAAAUAUUCUUAAAAUUAUAUUUUAUGAUUAUUUAAUUAUUCAUCAUAAUAUGACAUAUCUAUUGUUGAGAAAACAUCGUAUAAUCUGAAAUGAUUCAAUCUCCAAUUGAAUCUCCAAUCUCAAAUCUCCAAAUUGAAUCUCCAAUGCUUGGAAUCAUUUUUCGUUAAUUGUUACUAAUGUUUUAUCUUUGCCUAAAAGUAUGCAUUAAACAACAAAUACUAGUGACUACAAUUACUGUAGGAAAUCGUUUUUUUAAUAUAAUUAAAAUUAUAAGGAAUUUUAUAUUAUAUUUACCAUUGUUAGAAUAUUAUGUUUUUCAGUUAAUCAUCUGUAUUAUUCUGAUAAAAUUUAUCAAAUUGUUGACCCACAGGAAUCUGCGAAAUUACAAACUGUGGCUAAAAAUAAAAAUAUGAUAUCAUUUUCACCCAAUACUAUUGCCAAUAUCCCAAAGACGGAAUUUUUCCCAAGUCCUAUGGCAUGUUCACUGUGUCUAAAAUUUACUACAAGAGUGCGAUAUAUUUUAAUUCGCCAUUUAAAAGCCCACCAAAGAAACCGAGAUAAUACAACUAAGGAGAUUGUGAAUCCAUUAACUACUAUUAGAACGUCAGUGAAUAUGUGUGAAAAACCGACAACCCAGUCCGCCAGUUCAUGUGAAUCAAUAAUUCCGGAAAAGGUAAUAGUCUAUUGUGGAACAUACUUUUUCUUGAUAUUAACAUUUUUUGUUUAGGUUGAACGAGGUGUUGUACAACAACCUCCUAUACCUUUAGAAUUGAAUAAACAAAACGCAAAAGAGAAUGUUAUUGUCGAUGGAAGAUCUGUAGCUAUUAAAAACAAAUCGACGGUUAAAACAGUAAGUUUUCCUUUAAAUAUAUAAAGGCAUUUUUAAAUCCUUCAGAUAACUUCCCUACCGGUCAUUUCAAUAAAAAUUUUACGGAUUGAAUUUUUUAUUAAAAAUAUUGUUCACUGAAGAUGUACAUAAGACCGCUAAUUUUUAGAUUUUUCAAGAGUUCUCCUAGAAAUAGUGAUAACCUGGAUACAACAUGUUACAUCAGGAAAAACAAGAGAGUUGUACAUUAAACUUAUAAAAUUAAAAUUAAACUUUAUGUUUACUUCAUUAUUCUUUAUAAUAUGACAUAUCGACGGUUACAACAGUAAGUUUUCCUUUAAAUAUAGAAAGGCAUAUAUAAAUCCUUCAGAUAACUUCCCUACCGGUCAUUUCAAUAAAAAUUAUACGGAUUGAAUUUUUUAUUAAAAAUAUUGUUCACUGAGGAUGUACAUAAGACCGCUGAAUUUUAGAUUUUUCAAGAGUUCUUCUAGAAAUUGUGAUAACCUGGAUAAAACAUGUUACAUCAAGAAAACCAAGAGAGUUGUACAUUAAACUUAUAAAAUUAAAAAUUAUACUUUAUGUUUACUUCAUUAUUAUUUAUAAUAUGACAUAUCUAUCGUUGAGAAGGCAUCGUUUAAUCCGAAUUCUGCUCGGGAUCGUUUUCUGUUACCUAUGUAUUUUCAUUGCCUAAUAGUAUGCAUUAAACAACAAAUACUAGUGUUUACCUUCGACCUUAUUACUUUAGGAAAUAGUUUUUUUUUUAUAAAUUUAAUUCUAAAUUUUUUUUAUUACAUUUACCAGUAUUGGAAUGUUAUGUUUCUUACUUUAGCUUUUGUAUUAUUCUGAUAAAUAAUUAUCAAAUUGUUAACCCACAGGAAUCUGCGAAAUUACAAACUGCUGCUGAAAAUAAAAAUAUGAUAUCAUUUUCACCCGAUACUAUUAACAAUAUCCCAAUGACGGAAUUUUUCCCAAGUCCUAUAGGAUGUCCACUGUGUCCAACAUUUUCCACACGAGUCCGGUCCACUUUAAAUCGCCAUUUAGAAACCCACAAAAGGAACCGAGAUAAUAUAACUAAGGAGAUUGUGAGUCCAUUAACUACUAUUAGAACGUCAGUGAAAAUGUGUGAAAACCCGACAACCCAGUCCGCCAGUUCAUGUGAAUCAAUGAAUCCGGAAAAGGUAAUAGUCUAUUGUGGAACAUACUUUUUCUUUAUAUCAACAUUUUUUGUUUAGGUUGAACGAGGUGUUGUACAACAACCUUCUAUACCUUUAGAAUUGAAUAAACAAAACGCAAAAGAGAAUGUUAUUGUCGAUGGAAGAUCU
Cinara cedri is the source of this 9469-nucleotide messenger RNA. NCBI's taxonomy places the organism in Eukaryota, Metazoa, Arthropoda, Insecta, Hemiptera, Aphididae. The record is from the annotation of a GenBank genome assembly.